AUGACGUCGCUUCCAGGCAGCAAAGACGAAGAGAAGACUUCCCCCAACGAUGUAAACGAGGCAACAGCAGCAGAUGUGUUGCCUGACGACGUCGAGUCCGAUUUCGUGUCUACUGAGAUUCCUCCAGAAGCGCCAGUGGCAGCAGUCUCCGAGGAGAUGCCGCCAGAUUCCGAUAGCAAACAGGAGGCUCGUGUGGAAACAGAGAUGGAGCAGCCUACCAAACCCUCUGAUGCAGCUACUACCACCACCACUGGUGAGACGCAGUCGGCAACCACCGCGAUUUCGCGAAUGGUCUCAUCACCGGGAGCCUUUAGCAUGCGAGGCCCGGACGGUGCGGCUUCGGACGACCCCGAGAACGACGAGGACGAAUUCGACGAGGGUCCACCACCAGUGAACGAUUUGGAAACUGGAACCGUUGGUACCACUCGUAACGACACAACUGUCGCCAUUGCAGGAAUGCCGCAGCAACAACUUCCACAAGAUCCCAUUGUGGAAGCUGUGGCAGUUCAAGACGACCUUCUUGAAAGAGCACAGAUCGAGGAAGAAAUCAGAAACACUAUCCUGCAAGAGGCGGUACAGGCAGAUGUGAUUCCUGUACAAGUUCCUGAUGUCAUAGAUGAAAGGAUGGGCGACAAUAAAGAACCCAAUUCCAUGAAACACAUUCUUUGUGGCGUGGUUAGCUUGGUGCUUCUCCUGGUACUAGUGCUGGGUCUGGGGCUUGGUCUUUCCAAAGAGAAGGAUGAUGUCACUACAAACAACAUGGAAAACACCAAAAGACCUACACUGGAAGUUGUGAGGGAACGUGGCUAUGUACGAUGUGGAAUGAACAAUCUUGGCUUUGCCAGCAUCAUUGAUCCGGAACAAUCAGACCAACUAGCCGGUUUCAAUGUACAGCAGUGCAGGGUGAUGGCUUCUUUGGUCUUUGGAGAUCCUGACAAAUUUGAACAAGUUUGGGUGACUCCCUUUUCUAGAUUCGAGUUGUUAGCCGAUGGAACAGUGGAUAUCACUACAGAGGGCACAACCCAUACUAUGGGGCGCGAUGUCUAUGAAGCAAACACAAGAUCUUCCUUUACAUUUUCCACCCCGUAUUUCUACUCAGGAUUGGCAUUUGGAGGUGUGCCAACAUAUGUGGACUGUGCAGACAACUUGGAGGAUUUCCGUGGCGACUGUAGGGGUCUGCAGAUUUGUGCUGCAGCAGGUACAACUCACCUUGCAGUGCUCUCUGAAGUUUUGGGGGGUGGUACCAUUGUCCCAUACAAUGGCACGGACACCUUAGUCGAAAGGUUCCUGUCAGGAACUUGCAAUGUUAUUGCGUCAGAGCCAAUCUUCCUCACCAAGUUCAGUGCAGUCUAUGAUGACCCAGAGUGGUCAGCUCUGGCAGACAUUGCUGUCAAUGCCUUCUUUUUGGCAGAGGCAAACAACAUCUCCAAAGAUCAAUCUGACAAAAUGGCGGACUUGGCUUUAUCCAACAAAGGUACUGAAGCUGAGCUAGACCUGAUCUCUUCUCUGACAACCUUGAUUGCAGAGUUUGGGCAUCACGGUGACCUCUACAGUCUUCACAUAGAAGACAAGGUGCCAAGGCAAGAUGGUCUCAACACAGUCUAUGACAAAGAGUCGUCAACAGGUCUGUUGUACUCCAUACCACUUGGGAAGAUUACUGAGCUUGGACCAAGUCCUGUUGCUAAUGGCACCCUGUCGCUGAUUCUGGAGCAAAACUACCUUGUCUGUGGAGUAAUGCCAACCAAAGGCCCAGCAUUUGUAUCCUCUUCCAAGAUUGAUUCCUACGAUUCUCUAUGGUCUGGCUUUGACAUUGAGUUUUGCCGAGGAUUGGCAGCAUCAUUGUUUGCUGGUGAUUCCAGCAGGGUCGUGUUUGUGGAGGUGCAAGACAUGACUGAUGCAUAUGGUGCUUUGGCCAAUGGUUCAGUGGAUGUUGUGGCUGGUGCUAGAGUAACCCUUCAGGCUGGCAUCCAGGAACCAACAACAGGUCUUGGUUACAAGUUCUCGUCACCCUACUACUACGACAAUGAAAGCAGAGAUGCGUUUGCCUUUAUGAUGCUCAACACAGAUCCACAAUGGAAUGACUUCGUCUAUUGGAUAGUGAUGGGAGUCAUCUUUGCAGAGGAGGAAGGCAUUACAGCUGAAACCUCUGUUGACAUGCCCAUUGUUUCUUUGUUUGGUGAAAAGUUGAAGCAAAUGUUCCGAGACUGUGUUGCCUCUGUGGGAAACUAUGCCGAGCUGUACAAUGCUACAUUGCAAGACGUUGUGCCAAGGGGCGGUGCAAAUAGGCUCAAUGAGGGACUGGCUGGGCCACAGCUGUUUCCGAUAAAUUUAAGUUAA
Molecule: messenger RNA, 2337 nt
Organism: Seminavis robusta
Lineage: Eukaryota; Bacillariophyta; Bacillariophyceae; Naviculales; Naviculaceae
Source: the annotation of a GenBank genome assembly